Gorilla gorilla gorilla (western lowland gorilla) is the source of this 1297-nucleotide messenger RNA. RefSeq names its product glutaredoxin-like protein C5orf63 homolog. The transcript is spliced from 2 exons. Bases 305 to 652 code for a protein of 115 amino acids. The record is from RefSeq and is a predicted model, not a curated record. NCBI's taxonomy places the organism in Eukaryota, Metazoa, Chordata, Mammalia, Primates, Hominidae.
AAAAAGAAAAGGAAAGCAUGGCAGCACCUGCUCAGUUUCUGGGGAGGCCUCAGGAAACUUACAAUCAUGGUGAAAGGGUGAAGGGGGAAGCCAGCAUAUCUUAUACAACCAGAGCAGGAGAAAGAGAAAUGAGGUCAAAGGGAGCCCAGCCUGGGCGUGGGGCAGAAGCGGAGAUGUUGGCAGCGUGAAGCUCAGGAGUAUACAUCAGAGAAAGCCAAAAGCCAGCUGGAAUAGUUCUUGAAUACAGUUUUAACCUUGCUUGCAAUUAUUUCGAAGGGGAGAAAUCAUCUGGAUCAGAAUUAAUAUGCUCUGGUUUCAAGGAAAUAGCAUGCAACUUGCCAGAUCCUCCCUUGGACUCUUCUUGAUAAACUGCUCCACCUCUAAGACAACUCUGCCCAUGCUGACCUUAUUCACAAAGGACCCAGGCCCCCUUUGUGGUGAAGCCAAGGAAGUACUCAAGCCUUAUAAUAACAAGUUUAUUUUACAGGAAGUGAACGUCACACUUCCAGAAAACUCUGCCUGGUAUGAAAGGUAUAAAUUUGACAUUCCUGUCUUUCACUUGUGUGGCCAGUUUCUGAUGAUGCAUCAAGAAAACACCUCAAAACUUGACAAACAGCUCCUGAAACUUGAGCAGCAAAGUACCGGAGGCUGACGAAUGCCCUCAUGAUUUUCCACCCUCUCUUCCUAUACGGCAUCUUCCUAAGGAAAUGACCAUGGCCUGAUACUCCUUUUGUCACCUAUACAGAGCCCUAAGGAUAUUCUGAACUCAGUGGUGCCAAAUAAAUGUUGACAUUCCUCUUUUGAUUGAUGGGGGGGAAAAAAAGGGAGCCCAGACUCCUCGCUUUCCUCUGCCUUCCCCCUCCUCUGUCUGCUCUUCCCUGCUCCUCCUGGGGGCUUCCCAGGUACCAAGCAAGAGGCUGAUGUUGCUUGUGUAUGAUAGCUACAAAUCUCCGGCUCAUUAUCCUUACAUGCUCGUUUGGUUACUGGAGGGAUUAUUUUAGUGAAGUCUAUCUCCUCCUUCUUGCUGCCAGAGUGUGAAGCCUCAGAUGUCACUCCUCAGGGGGUACAGCCUUGGGUACCCAGUCACCAUGGGUUAACAAGGGUUUUGGCAGGACUCUCUUUGACUGACUCGUUCCCUGACACACCCAGCUGUUAGGCUCCAGUAAUUGCCAGCUGAGCUGUCUAUUACUGUAUUUUCAACAAAGCUCUGGGGUAUAAACCCACCCACAAAUGGAUCCAAUCAAACCUGGUGACGCCUUUGAAGAAACAGUCCUGGAGGUCAGUGUCUGAGAUUUGU